Molecule: messenger RNA, 5849 nt
Organism: Cyclopterus lumpus (lumpfish)
Lineage: Eukaryota; Metazoa; Chordata; Actinopteri; Perciformes; Cyclopteridae
Gene: csnk1g1
Product: casein kinase 1, gamma 1
Exons: 13
Coding region: 561-1946 (461 amino acids)
Biological process (GO): signal transduction; peptidyl-serine phosphorylation; positive regulation of canonical Wnt signaling pathway
Cellular component (GO): plasma membrane; cytoplasm; nucleus
Molecular function (GO): protein serine/threonine kinase activity; ATP binding
Source: RefSeq, a predicted model, not a curated record
GUGUGCGUCGCGAAGCGGGCGGUGCCGUUUUUUAGUUUUUUUUACUACAUCCGGUAUGUUUCGAACCUUUUCAACGAGAGCAGCGAAGAAUGGAGCGAGCCGCUAACGCUCCGCUGUUAGCGUGAAAACAUCAGCCACAACAAGUGACAACCGCAAAACAACAACAACAAAAACCUUCACGUGAAGACGCCCGCCCGCCCCCCCCGAACACACCUCACGCGGGGCAGCCGUUGUACGUUUCGGGCGUGACAAAACAACCCCCCCCCGCGAGCCGUGUCCUGGUCGUCUGGAUAUUUAAAUCACAGAGAAGGUCUUCCACCCUCUCCUUCCUGUGACCGAUGUGGAUGCCAGAGAUCAGCCUGUCCAACAACUGUUAGAGGUGACAGGGUGAGGACCGAGGGGAGGAGGAGUGCCGGUUAGCUCUGCCAGGCUUUGUCUCAUGAGAGUGACCGUGCCAUCCAGGCACUGCCAGUGACCAGGGCUGUGGCUGUGGUGGGCCCGGCCCAGGAGGCCUUUUUGUACAUCACUCUGGGCUCCCGCUGACCUGUGCUGCUCACACCAUGGAUCAACCGAGAGAUAAAUAUGGCGAGCGGCCCGCCAGGAGCACUAAAGCAUCCCAGGGAAGCCGCAGCGGACACUCGUCCCGACCGUCCGGCUCCUCCGGCUCCUCUGGGGUUCUCAUGGUGGGGCCAAACUUCCGUGUGGGCAAGAAGAUCGGCUGUGGAAACUUUGGUGAAUUGAAGCUCGGUAAAAAUCUCUACACCAACGAGUAUGUAGCCAUUAAACUGGAACCAGUGAAGUCGAGGGCACCGCAGUUGCAUUUAGAGUACCGGUUCUACAAAACACUGGGAACCACAGCUGAAGGCGUCCCCCAGGUGUUUUACUUUGGGCCCUGUGGGAAAUACAAUGCCAUGGUUCUGGAGCUGCUGGGCCCGAGUCUAGAGGACCUCUUUGACCUUUGUGACCGCACCUUUUCACUGAAGACUGUCUUGAUGAUAGCUAUUCAGCUGAUUUCGCGAAUGGAGUUUGUGCACUCUAAAAACCUCAUCUACCGAGACGUGAAACCUGAAAACUUUCUCAUCGGCCGGCAAGGGAAUAAAAAGGAACACAUCAUCCACAUCAUUGACUUUGGUCUGGCCAAAGAGUACAUCGACCCCGAGACCAAAAAACACAUUCCAUACAGGGAGCAUAAGAGCUUGACGGGCACCGCCCGAUAUAUGUCCAUUAAUACACAUUUAGGCAAAGAGCAAAGCCGGCGAGACGACCUGGAGGCCUUAGGCCACAUGUUCAUGUAUUUCCUUCGUGGGAGUCUACCAUGGCAAGGUCUAAAGGCCGACACGUUGAAAGAACGAUACCAGAAGAUCGGAGACACGAAACGAAACACUCCCGUCGAGGUCCUUUGUGAGAACUUCCCAGAGGAGAUGUCCACCUACCUGCGAUAUGUGAGACGGUUGGACUUCUUUGAAAAGCCAGACUAUGAAUAUCUGCGGACUCUGUUCACCGAACUGUUUGAGCGAAAAGGAUACACCUUCGACUACACUUACGACUGGGUUGGCCGGCAGAUCCCCACGCCAGUGGGGUCUGUCCAUAUCGACUCUGGAGCGUCUGCUGUGACGAGAGAGAGCCAUCCUCACAGAGACCGCCCCUCACAGCACCCGCCAAUCAGAAAUCAGACAGCGGUCUCAGAUCGACGAGGAGCAUGGGAGGUGCAGCCCACACGCCAAGCAAACUCCUCCUAUCUGACCUCCCAACUGGCAGCGGACAGGCACGGGGGCUCAGUGCAGGUGGUCAGCUCGACCAACGGGGAGCUGAAUGCAGACGAUCCGCUGAAUGUUCAUUCCAACGCUCCCAUUACAGCUCAGGCAGAGGUGGAAGUGGUCGACGAGGCCAAGUGCUGCUGUUUCUUCAAGCGAAAACGGAAGAAGAACACGCCGAGGCACAAAUGAUCGUCCGCCAGCGGCGCGUCCGGCUCAGUUGAUUGUGAUUUCAGAAAUCAAUAAGGUCCCCUUUCCAGAAUAAAUUCGGGAGAUCUUGGUUGAAUUGCUCUGUGGAAGGGAAAUGGUUGGUUGAGAUGUUCAAGACGCUUGUGUCUUUUUGAUGGGAGUCCUUUUUUUUUUUUUCUUCUUCUUCUUCUUCUUCUUUUAUCCGCACGCCAGUCGUCCGAACUGGCAAGUUUUUUUUUUGUUGGCAUUUUGCAGAGGAUAAUCCUAUUUUUUGUUUUUCCUCCCCAAGACACACAGCAUUUGUAUUUAAAUUAUUUUUUUUCCUCUGGUUUUUGGCUUUUCUUUUUCUUCUGUGGGAUUGCAAAAGGAAGAGACGAAUCUUCCCGUCAUGCCACCGCCGGCCUGUUUGCAUACUAAGAUUUCUUUUGUUUGACUCUCAGAAUCACGUUUCGGUUUCCCCUCCUCGUCGAGUCCCGGGGUUCAAAGCGGUUUGGCCCCGCCCCCCCCCCCCCCAUCCCUGUUUCAGUUUGUCCUUUUUGGUCAUUCCUGGCGUGUGACUGAAUGUAAACCUGAACACACGAGGAGCCCGGAGUGUAACUGCCCGUCAUCCGGCACGAAGAGCAUCCGUCUGCCUUUUGGCCCCUGCACUUUUUUUUCUCUUUCCCCCAAAGAGGUCAACCCUGGCACCCUGGCACCCGAGAGAACCGAAGACCAGAGACGCCUUCCCGUUCCCCGGGGAUGCUUUCUGCGCACGCCGCCUGGUUAAAGCGCUCCCCCUUAACCACGCCCGCUGUCGACCAACACACUACAGUCUCGUUUGACUCGCAUGCAGCUUCGCGGUCGAUGAGCGGCGACCUAACGCUCGAACAUGGGGCCAGGGGGAAGAAAACGCAACGAAAAAAUAUGCUAUUUAUGUCUCGGUUGCCACCAGUUUUUCUUACUUCUUCUAAAAACAUACACACUGAAUGUAUGGACAGAAAUGUAAAUCACUCUGGAGCAUUUAUAUAAUCUGUCAUGCGCAUGGGAAGGAAAUUGCAGUUUAGGAGUUAAGACCAAUGUUUUAAAAAGAAAAACGUGGGGGGGAUAAAAAAAAAAAAGUGAGACCAAAACCAAGUGGAUUAAACGGUGGGAGGGUCUUUGAAAAGUUGUUGAUCUUUAAUAAUGUGACGGUUAUUAACAGACUCUUCACCAGUCGACACUGGGGGAUGUUGCUUUGGAGGGACGAUGGAUACUGGCGUGAUGUUGCCUCUCGACGCUCCUGUCCGAUGCCUUAACCCCCGACCGACCGACCAGUCGACCACCACACAGACACACACACACACACACACACACACCACAUCACCAGUUGGAUAAACUAGUUGGCAGCAUGAUGGUUGUUAGGUGUUUUUUUUGUGGGGGGGGGGGGGGUCACCUGUAAGUUGCAGACUGUUGAUGACUUUACUCCCAAGAGAGGUUUUGGUGUAAAACAACUCAAAUCUGUGAUGGCGUUGGGACGUCCCGGGCCCCUGCGUGUCCAGUCUGGAGACCCCUGAUGCUGCAAGGCGGCGUUUGGACGCCACCCCCCCGUUCCUCGCCUCGACGCCGCCGAGCGGAGGAGCGUCGGCGUGAGCGGACGAGUGAACAUGUUCAUCCCAUUUUUUUUUUUUUUUAUUUAGUGUCAUGGAGGACUGCCUUGAAACAAUAUCCUCGAUAUGUCACCUUGCCUAUCCUCCUAACAGAGAAUUACCGUACAUAGGUGUUUUAUUUUUUUAUGUUAUAUCUUGCUAAUGUGAAAUUUUUUUUGAAUGCAAUUAUUAUAAUUUUGUUUGUUUUGUUGUUUCUUCCAUUCCAAAUAGCCAUGGUUUUAUGGGGAAAGAGAGGGUAACAAAAAAAGCUUGAGACCAUGACUGCACUACAUUUGUUGACCCCGGCUUUCCCUGAGGAGACCCUGCCUUCUUAAUACUGUACUUUAAUCGUGCUUAUUACUUUAAUUGUAGCUGCCUCGUGUGCUCGGCCUUCCCUCUAGGGUGCAGGGAAUACACUUUAAAUUGACUUCUCCCCGCCUACUCGUUUUUGGGGGUUUUUUUGUGCCAUUUAAGCCCUCCUUUUUUUCUCAACACACACGUAUGUCCUAGGUGAAUCAACUCUCACCUUCUCCAUCAUCUUUAGAAUUACAAUGUGUUGGCUGUUGCAAACUCUCAAUGACUCCGUAUGUAAACCUGCUUGUUGCGUGUAUUUACACUGUAUAGCUUUCGGUUUAUUCUCUCACCCCCCCGACACACGUCAGUCGCUCCGGGGGUCUAAGUUAUUGUGUUAUUGAAAGUACUUGAAUAUAUAAAAAAAAAAAAAAUCUACGGGACCUUUUUUCUAUUGUUUUGUUUUUAUCUUGGUCAUUUAUCAUUGUUGUUCCACACAUAGGAUUUGAAUGACAGGUGUUCAUUUUCUUUGAGACGUCUUAGUGCCUCUUGAGUGUGUCGGGACACAUGGAAUCAUGUUUUAGUUUUUUUUUUUUAUCUCUGUGAAAACAUUCACCGUAAUGUAUUUUUUUUUGGGGGGGGUGGGGGGUUGUUCCGCCAAACCAUUCCAGCUUCUGGAGAAGAGUUGAAAGUGUUUCAUGUGCAGUGAGUUGGAUCUCCAGACUCUUUGGUCCCCCCCACGAGUUCUCCGAGUGCCAUUCCUACGACGACUACGACGACUACUAGCCCCUUGCCUUUCACCUGUGCCAGGUCGAUAUGAAGUUGAAUGUGUUUCUGACCAUCGCAUUCCACCGUGUGUCCUUUUGACGUGUUCACUGUCAUUUUUUGGGGGGUCGGGGGGAAACCCGCAAAAGCAGCGUGGCCCAAUUCAGUACCAGGAAAGUGUUUCACGCGUCACUUCCGGUGGGUUUCUUUCUGUUAUUGUUGAAACCAACGCCAAUUUAUCGAGUCUUAUUAGUAUUAUUAUUACAGAGUCUGAUUUUGUGGCCGGUUGUCUUUCGCAAAAAAAAAACACAUCUGCUUCUUCCUUUUUCUUUUCUUUUUUUUAACUGCGUGUCGUCCAGCUGAAAUGGUAGAUAUCGAUAUAUUACUCUGGUGUGUGUGUGUGUGUGUGUGUGUGUGUGUGUGUGUGUGUGUGUGUGUCGGCGACUGUCGGGUCAGUGAGACGUGACGUCACGGCCGCCAGUCCUCGUGUAAAAAAUAAAUGUCUUCUCCCGGCAGUGUGUGUGUGUGUGUUCAAAGCUGUGUUAAUGAAAAGCAAAGGACGGUUAACGUGUGAAUGAAUGGCUUUCGGUCUUUAUGGGUUUCUCUGGCACUUUUCUUCCUUGUUGCUGUAACUGUAGAAAUUGUCUUGGAUUUACUGUAUUGUAUUGUUUUCUUUUCUUUUGAGGGAGAGGUUUAAGGGUGACAUUUACUGCAAUAUUGUGGUGAUUAUUUUGUAAAUUGUACAGAGUUCACAAUUAUACUCUUUGUUCUUUCUGUUGGGAUUCCAUAUCAAAUAUGUAUUCUUUGAUAUUUUUUAUUUCCCCCCCCCUCUCUCAGACUGUGGAAAAUCAAAUUGUACAGCUCCAAGAGUUUAUCCUCAGCUCAGCAUUGAUUAUUUUUCUUCUUUUUUCAGAGCUAUGAUUAAGAGAAAUCUUCAAACUGUAAAUAUAUAUUAUUGUGUUGAAAUAUGAAUGUCACUUCAAACAUGUAUUUGAAUGAGGUAGUCGAAGGACCCACAUUUCUUCUUUUUAUGGUUUCGUAUUUUUUUAUUUACAGAAAGGUAAAGGUCCUUUUUUUUUAUCUGAAAUGCCUGUUUUUUUUUGGUUUUUGUUCCUCCUUGGAUUCAUAUAAUACAAUGUGUCACACAUGAACCUUAUAAAAAUCACUUUUUAUUCCCUCCACACCUAAAGGGAAACUCCAGUUUGCACCCUUUUUUAAUGUCAAAUAAAAGAUCUCUCCACCUUGA